UUCAUAAGCUUGUAUCUGAGUUAUGUCGUCAGUACAACGUUACUAUCCCCUCGGAACUUACUCGUUUGGCACCUCCGGACGAAGACGAUAUGAAGGAUGAGGGACAAGGAAGCGACAUGGAGUCAGAAGAUGAAGGCGAAGAAUUGGUGGAGAUUGCCGAAGUUGAUAUGACUGAGGAAGAGCCACAUGGCAGCACAGAUGACGAUGUUUCACCUGAGGGAAAGGAAAUGCUUGAAAAAAUCACGCGUUCUACU
Messenger RNA from Strongylus vulgaris, 254 nucleotides. The record is from the annotation of a GenBank genome assembly. NCBI's taxonomy places the organism in Eukaryota, Metazoa, Nematoda, Chromadorea, Rhabditida, Strongylidae.